Messenger RNA from Cyclopterus lumpus (lumpfish), 5296 nucleotides. It is a transcript of the gene ehbp1, whose product is annotated as EH domain binding protein 1. The transcript is spliced from 25 exons. Lineage: Eukaryota; Metazoa; Chordata; Actinopteri; Perciformes; Cyclopteridae. The coding region runs from base 765 to 4505 and encodes 1246 amino acids. Gene Ontology annotation, molecular function: protein binding. The record is from RefSeq and is a predicted model, not a curated record.
GGCUAACUUUCCGCUCCCCAGAGGACCACAGCGGCCAAACUAUCGGUUAACAGUUGGGACUACUUUGCUGCUUUUUUUAACGGGACAAUCUCACGUAGAUAUCGGUUAUGACGCGGCGCUGAGUCCCGCCGGAGCUCGCGCUACCCCCGCGGAGCGAAAUGUUAAAUGGCGAGCAACGGUUUCCGCUCGCGCGGUGUGUGUGUGUGUGUGUGUGUGUGACGGCUAACAGUCGUCCGCGAGCGGGCUAGCUAGCUGUGCGGUUCUUGCGCGCAAAAGAAAAGGCGAUAAUUUAGCGCGCGUGCGUGCUGCCAAAUUCGUUCGUCGGCAGCUGAGGCCCCCGCGUGCCCCCGGAUCACGCCUCGGACAUCGGGGUGAGGAGGAGGAUCACCCGAUGGAGACAUUACAUUAAUACCAAGUGGAUUACUACUCGUGCCUUUCCAAGAAAUAUGUCACACCUCCACCGCUGCAGAGAAUCCAUUGCCUGCUUACGUUUGGAUUUAUCAGGCGUUUUUUAAUGACCAGCAGCCACGACUUGGAUGUGCAAGUCUUAUCAUAUUUUCUUUUUUUUUUCCUCCCCCAAUGUGCUUUCGGGGUGAAACAAUAAUUAUGUGUCAGCACGGGUUGGAUGUGCUCCGGUUCCUAUAAACACUAGCAGGGGAAUUUCGUGCAAAAAAAAGAAAAGAAAAAGGAAGCCCCCCAAAGAAGGAAGUCCAGGACGGGAUAGGUACGCGGACCGGACUCUACCCGCUCCCCCAAAAAGAAACAUGGCCUCGGUGUGGAAGAGACUGCAACGUGUGGGGAAGCAUGCAUCCAAGUUCCAGUUCGUGGCUUCCUAUCAGGAGCUGAUGGUGGAAUGCACCAAGAAAUGGCAACCGGACAAACUGGUGGUGGUUUGGACACGCAGGAGCCGGCGGAAAUCAUCCAAGGCGCACAGCUGGCAGCCCGGCAUCAAGAACCCCUACAGAGGAGUGGUGGUGUGGCCGGUUCCAGAGAACAUCGAGAUCACGGUCACUCUCUUCAAGGACCCGCAUGCAGAGGAGUUUGAAGACAAGGAGUGGACAUUUGUCAUUGAAAAUGAGUCUCCGUCAGGCCGGAGGAAGGCCCUGGCCACCAGCAGCAUCAACAUGAAGCAGUACGCCAGUCCGAUGCCCACGCAGACGGACGUCAAGCUCAAGUUCAAGCCGCUCUCCAAGAAGGUGGUGUCGGCCACGCUGCAGUUCUCCCUCUCCUGCAUCUUCCUCCGUGAGGGAAAGGCCACUGAUGAGGACAUGCAGAGCCUGGCCAGCCUGAUGAGCAUGAAGCAGGCCGACAUCGGCAACCUGGACGACUUCGAGGAGGAGAACGAGGAGGACGAGGAGAACCGGGUUAACCAGGAGGAGAAGGCAGCCAAGAUCACAGAGCUCAUCAACAAGCUGAACUUCCUGGAAGACGAGGACCAGGAAGCGGCUGACGCCAUGUGCACGAACCCCUUCGACGACCCCGACGACCUCCCCCCGACCCCCUUAAACCCGUUUGAGGACCCCGACGAGGAAGAGCCCCCCGCCGAGCCGCCGUCCAGGCAUCGGGUCGACGACGGUUCCUUCCUCGACUCCUCGAACCCGUUCGACGAGCCGGACGAAGCCGAGACGGAAACGCCGCCGGGGAACCCCUUCGACGAGCCGGACCGGGACGCGGACCUGCAGCCGGACCCGGAACCCCCCAAGCCCAGGCAGAGGAAAGGAGUGCGGCCUGUCGACAUGAGCAAGUACUUGUACGCCGACACCUCUCACAACGAGGAGGAGGAGCUUGACGAAUCCAACCCGUUCUACGAGCCACGGACGUCCAGCCCCGCAGGCGGACCCUCCCCGGAUCUGGGCGGCGGCCAGAAGAGGAGGGCCCCCCCGCCCCCGGGGUCCAGCCCCGUCCUCGGCCCCGGUCCUCCGGCGCCCAGGCCGGACCGGGAGAGAGCCCAGCCGGUCGGGUUCGGCCCGGUCGCGGCCGUGAUGGGGAGAGAGCUGGCCUCCUCUUCCCCGAAGCCCAGCCCCGUCCCGAGCCCGGUUCUGGGAGGGAAGCCCAACGCCAGCCAGUCCCUGCUGGUCUGGUGCCGCGAGGUCACCAAGAACUACCGCGGGGUGAAGAUCACCAACUUCACCACCUCCUGGAGGAACGGCCUGGCCUUCUGCGCCCUGCUGCACCACUUCAGACCGGACACAAUAGACUACAAGUCGCUCAACCCUCAGGAUAUUAAAGAAAACAACAAAAAGGCGUACGACGGCUUCGCCAGCCUCGGCAUCUCCCGCCUCCUGGAGCCGUCGGACAUGGUGCUGCUGGCCAUCCCCGACAAGCUGACGGUGAUGACCUACCUGUACCAGAUCCGGGCCCACUUCUCCGGCGAGGAGCUCAACGUGGUCCAGAUCGAGGCCAACAGCAGCCGCAGCACCUACAAGGUGGGCGACUUCGAAACGGACACCAACGCCUCCAUCGGCCAGGACAAGUUCUACGCCGAGCUCAACGACGUGCAGCACCGCCAGGCCAACCCCGAGGCCGACGAGGCCGCCGGAGGGCCCGGCGACUCCAACGGCACCGACGGGGCCGCCGAGGACGAGGCGGCGGAGCCGGGUCGGGAGGCCGAAGCGGUGUCGGUCGAAUCGGCGCCGGCGGGGCCUUCGCAGUCAUCGCCGCCCGUCCCGUCGCCGCGCACGGCGCCACCCGCCACGACGGACUCGACGCGCAAGACGCCGUCGAGCUCCGAGGACCGGGCGCAUCUGCUCAAAGCCAACACUUUAGACCUCAGCGAGCUGCCUCAGAGGGUGGAGAGGGAGAGGCAGCGGAAGGAGGAGGUGGGAGAGGACCGAAGGGAGGGGAGCACAGACCCGGGGUCCCCCACCAGGAGGGGGGCCUCCCCGCCCCACCAGAAACUGGGCUUCUCCUACAACAGGGACGCGGACCUCAUCAAGAAGAAGAGGGCCAGCCUGCGUCACUCGGAGUCCGAGCCCGCCUCCGAAACCAGCUGCCCUCCGGUCCACCACACGGACACGCCCCCCAAACAGGAGCCGACGCCGCCGCCGGUGUCGAGUCCGCCUGCUGAGAAGAAGGUGCUGUCUCGUCAGGAGGAGCUGAAGGAGAGAGCCCGCCUCCUCCUGGAGCAGGCCCGCCGGGACGCCGCCAUGAAGGCCGGCAACAAGAACGCCCCCAACUCAGCCGCCGCGGCGCCGAACAGGGCCACGGGGGUCUGCGAUGAGCGAGACGCCGAGCGGAGGAAGCAGCUGAGGGAGCGAGCCAGGCAGCUGAUCGCCGAGGCUCGGUCCGGAGUCAAGAUGGCCGACAUGAGCACGCUGGACCCGUGCAGCGCCGACCGAGGCAAGGGCAGCAAAGCUGGCCCCGCUGGAGAUGUUUGGAGUGGUCCUCACGAGGAUGGUGGUGAAAGGGGUGAGGACGAGGAAGAGGGCAGGUCUGAGGAUGAGCCGCUCCGUGUCGGUGGUGGUGGUGAUGAUGUGCUGGUUACUAACCCUCUUCCCCCGGAGGCCCCUCUUCCAGCCACCUCCAGCCUCCUCGUACCCCUGGAGCUAACUAACCCCACCUCCGAGCUAACUCCUCUGGGUACAAACAGUAAGCAUGUGGACCUGAAGCUGAAGAAGCUGGUGGAGGUCGGCCCGAGAGGAGUCGCCUCCCCUUCGUCGCCAUCCUCCUCCUCCACCACCACCACCACCACCUCCUCCUCCUCCUCCUCCACACCCACCGCCUCCUCCACCUCCCCAGUGAGCCCUGCAGAAGGACUGGAGAUCAACGCCGAGGACCUGCGAGCCGAGCGGCUGCGGCGAGCGACGGAGAGGUUGCGCAACCCGGUGGUCUUCAACAAGGACUCUGCAGUCAGGAAGACGCAGCUGAAGUCCUUCAGCCAGUAUGUGGAGAGCAGGCCUGAGGUGAAGAGGCAGAAGUCUGUGCCCGAGGACCUGAGGAGGGCCGAGGAGGACCGGGGCUCACCGACGGACCUCGAUGCCCGCAGGCCGUUCGAGGAGGAGAAGGCGUUCAAAGACACCAGUCAGUAUGUGGUCGGGGAGCUGUCUGCGCUGGAGAGCGAGCAGAGGCACAUCGACGCCCGAGCAGCUCGCGUGGAGAAGAGGCUGCGCUAUCUCAUGGACACAGGAAACAACAAGGAGGAGGAGGAGGCCAUGAUGCAGGAGUGGUUCAUGUUGGUCAACAAGAAGAACGCACUCAUCAGACGACAGAACCAGCUCUCUCUGCUGGAGAAAGAGCAUGAUCUGGAGAGACGCUUCGAACUGCUGAACAGAGAGCUGAGAGCCAUGCUGGCCAUCGAGGACUGGCAGAAGACGGAGGCCCAGAAGAGACGGGAGCAGCUGCUGCUGGAUGAGCUGGUCAUACUGGUCAACAAGCGGGACGCGCUGGUCCGGGACCUGGACGCCCAGGAGAAACAGGCCGAGGAGGAGGACGAGCACCUGGAGAGGACGCUGGAGCAGAACAAAGGAAAGAUGGCCAAGAAAGAGGAGAAGUGUGUGCUUCAGUGAAACGCAACAAAAUGUAGCCGAUGAGAGAAAUGUAUCGUUCUUAUGAAACGUUCGGAUCCCGAUCCGGUUGUUUUUGUUUUUCCAUCUAAUUAACCGGCCGACUCUCACCGACCCACUCGUCACGUUUUCUAGUCCUUUUACUUUGGAGCGGUACGUAAUAUAUAAAUAUAAAUAUAAAUACGUGAGGCGAGUGAUGCAUGAAGUGAUGCAGCGUCUCCUGGAGACCAGUCGGUUCGAGGUACAGCACAACUGGGUUUAAUGGGGGGGGGGGGGCUUUUAAAAGGAGGAGAAAAGAGAUUCCUUAUUAUAUCAGUCUUUUCAAGCUACUUUGUUACUUGACUUUUUUUUUUUAGUGAUUUUACGUGUAAAAUAUCUUUCGGGGUGCUUUUCAUAAAUCUUGCAUAAUUCCUAACUUAACUUUUUUUUUUUUUUUUUUUUAUUGUCUCGGCUUGAAAGCAGUUUUACCAAAAGAAAGAAAACAAUUCUCACGUUGUAUAUUUUCAUCACUGCUCUGAUUAAUAUCUUUUAAAAUGCUUCUUUUUUUGUUGUCAGGAUUCAUGCAGUCAAAAACAAAAAUAUAUAUAUAUUAUUAUUUAUUGUCCUUUUUAAGCUGCUUGUAAGUGAACAUCAUGUCUCAUAAUAAUAAUUUUUGCUCCACAACUUUUUUUUUUUUAAUUUAUUGUGAGGAAAUGUGCUUAGAGCUCCACAUCUGGUGCAGUUGUUCCUGUUUAUUUAUUCCAGUGUCAUAACCCACGUCUUCAAUAAUAAAGUCCUUAUGGUUUCAUACUCCA